Molecule: messenger RNA, 1219 nt
Organism: Gastrolobium bilobum
Lineage: Eukaryota; Viridiplantae; Streptophyta; Magnoliopsida; Fabales; Fabaceae
Product: glucan endo-1,3-beta-glucosidase-like
Exons: 2
Coding region: 35-1144 (369 amino acids)
Biological process (GO): carbohydrate metabolic process
Cellular component (GO): plasma membrane
Molecular function (GO): hydrolase activity, hydrolyzing O-glycosyl compounds
Source: RefSeq, a predicted model, not a curated record
UAUACUUUGCUUUGGGCUAGCUAUAGUUUGGACCAUGGCUUCCUUCUUCGCAACAAGCAACGGUGCAUUAAUGGCUUCUCUACUAUUCCUGUUGGCACUCUUUACUGUAAAUCUUCGCAUGACUGGUGCUCAAAUAGGUGUUUGUUAUGGCAUGAGUGGCAACAAUCUACCAUCACCUCGUGAAGUAAUAGAUCUUUAUAAAGCAAAUAACAUAAGGAGAAUGAGACUCUAUGAUCCAAACCAAGCUACACUAGAAGCGCUUAGGAACUCCGGUAUUGAGCUGAUGUUGGGAGUGCCCAAUUCAGACCUUCAAAGCCUUGCUACCAGCGCAGAUAAAGCAGGUCAAUGGGUACAAAACAAUGUGUUGAACUUCUAUCCCAGUGUCAAUAUCAAAUACGUUGCAGUUGGCAACGAAGUAAGUCCCGUUGGAAGCACUUCAGGGUUAGCUCAGUUUGUUCUUCCAGCCAUUCAAAAUAUAUAUCAAGCUAUAAGAGCUAAGGGUCUUCAUGAUCAAAUUAAGGUUUCAACGGCUAUUGAUAUGACCUUAAUAGGAAACUCCUAUCCCCCAUCAAAGGGGUCCUUCAGAAAUGAUGUGAGGUCAUACUUGGAUCCAAUAAUAGGUUACUUGGUGUAUGCAAAUGCACCCUUAUUCGCAAAUAUUUACCCUUAUUUUAGCUAUUCUGAUAACCCAGGUGACAUUUCUCUUCCUUAUGCAUUGUUCACUGCCCCAAAUGUUGUGGUUUGGGAUGGUUCAAGGGGAUACCAAAAUCUAUUUGAUGCUUUGUUGGAUUCACUGCAUGCGUCAAUUGAUAACACUGGGAUUGGGUAUGUGAAGGUUGUUGUGUCAGAGAGUGGAUGGCCUUCAGAUGGUGGCUUCGCUACUUCCUAUGACAAUGCACGCAUUUACCUUGAGAAUUUGAUUCGCCACGUGAAAGAUGGAACUCCAAUGAGGUCUGGUCCUAUAGAGGCUUACAUCUUUGCAUUGUUUGAUGAGAAUCAGAAGAACCCAGAGCUAGAGAAACAUUUUGGUGUCUUUUAUCCCAACAAACAGAAGAAGUAUCCAUUUGGUUUUGGAGGAGAAAGGAACUGGGAAAUUGCUGCUGGAGUGUUUAAUGUGUCAGUUCCUCUGAAGAGCGACAUCUAAUGAUGUAAUCAGGGUUGCUCUAUAUGUCUAUGUGAAAUAAAACGGUUUUCUUGUGUUUAUCUUUAGUAUAUACAC